AUGAAUUUGGAUUAUUCCAGACUUGGAGCUCAGGUACACUGUAUCUGUUUAUAGAGUUUAAUAUGCAUACAGCUGUAAGUGAUAAGGUGCAUUUCAGACAAGCAAGCUACAAAUAAAUCUGUUAUAUGCAGAGCUGAGAGUGCUACUGAAACUGCAUCUACUGAAAAGAGCUUGUAUGCAAGCAUGUGUACCUUGACAUGAGGUAUACAUUGUCAGUGGAAACUGUUCAAGAUGAAGUGUACAUGUUCAUGCAAAGAUCUUUGGGUUGAUUUCCUGCAAGGUAAAUUAGAUUAACUUACUAUCUACUUUGUAUUACAUGAGUUUACUUUUUAUUUACAAAACUGUUGUAGGAGGCAGAUUGCAUUCAACAGCUCAACAAGGCUGAUCCUCUCCAUGUUUCCAGAACUGUCCAGUUGUUUGUAAGUCAUGAAUGUACAAUCCUUUUUUAGUACUGAAUCACAUGAAACAAAAUAUUUGCAUGUUGUUAAAUUGGACUGAUUUUAUACAGUCACCGUAAGUAUCACUCCACCUUUUUGAUACCAUAUGAAAAAUCAUGAAAAGAGAAGAAACUGACCCUACUGAAGGACAAAAAUGAUGUAAACUCAACAUUAUUAAACACCACUGGCCUUAACUGACAAGGCAAUUCUACCAAUGACCUUGGAUUGAGAAUGGUGAAUGCUUUGCCUUUCAUCCAUCAACUUGAUAGAGUGGUGCAAACUAGGUUUUUUGCAUGUCAACACUUAGUUGGCAGUAUCAAACAUGCAUGAAAAAUUAUUGUAAUUUACUUGACAGUUACAGCUUUUCUUGUAAAACACCACAGUCUUAAUAUUAUGAUUUCCAAUUGGUUCUUUGUUUUACAAUAAUUAUAACAUAGCACUGAUAUAUUUGGUACAUGAGUACAAGAAUGUAUUCUAUGUAGAGGACCCAGUUCACUGACCUUGCAUUUUUGCCAAUUUGACAUAUUUGCUUGUGGAUUUUUAGAAUGUUUUCAGUUUUGAGGGCCAUUACUGCUUGGUUUUUGAGCUGUUGAGACCUCGGCCACUCCAUCAAUACUUUCAGGUUGGUUAAAUUAUAAACAGUUUGAUUUAGUAUUAUCAACUGAGUUGGUAACGUAAAUUGGCCUCUGUUAAGAGUUUCAAAGCUGAUGUUUCAAGCAUUAGCCCUUUGUCAAAGGGAAUGGUGAAGGGCUAACAUUCGAAAUGUCAGCUUUGAAACUCUUAAUGGUGGCUAAUUUAUGUUAUCAACUCAGUUAAUAAUACCAAAUUACCUUGUCAUACUCUCCCACUAAUACAGUGCCAUUGUUUGCUUUAUAAAUUUACUGGCUUUAUUGAAUUAUAAACAUGCUAUUAAGGAAUCCAAGAGCUUUCCCUUUAAAUCAAUUAUUCUACUUUGUACUGUUGUAUCUCUACUGAUGUAAGUAUUAUAUUUUAAAUCAUCUUCUUCACAGAAAUGUCAGUUUGAUAACGAGGUAAGAGUGUUUAAUGUAUUACCAUCUGUGCAUUGUAUGUUUUCAUUGUUAAAUUGAUUGUCACCUUUGUUAACAACAUGAUUGAUUUAAUAUACAUUUUUGGCAAGAUCAACAUCUAACCAUGUACAUUCUGUAAUAUCAGUCACUCAACAGUGUUUUCUUGAUUUUGUUUACUAUUAGGAUGACGAACUGAAAGUCAUCAGGAAAAUAACUUUUCAAGUGAGCAAACCUUUUUUUAAAUUCUUAUAAAUACUUUUGAUUUAAUUUAUUUCAAAUACAAUUGCAUCAGUUUUCUUUUGUCAGCUAUAAAAACUUACAAAGACCAUUUUAAAGUUAGCUUUAAUGAAGAUGAAACUUGUUGUGCAUCAAAUUUAUUGAAAUCAAAAUAAUAGUUUUUUUUCAUAUAAUAAAUUGAUGUGGUUAUUUGCUUGUAGCUCUUACAAGCUCUUGGAUUCCUAAGGAGGUAAGAUUAUCAAUAGGUGUUCUUCUUAGACUCUCUAGAAUUACUCAUCUGUACCCACAAGUGGCUUCAUUUUAUUUCAUUGUUAAGGGAAUCUUCUCGUGCCCAUCUUUUGGUGAUGCCACCAUGUUGUUGCAGGUUGGAAGUGGGAUGUUUAUUCUGCAUUUUGGCAAAUAAAAGGGGAUCUUUUUCAAAGGGGAGUGAUCAUUUGAGAGGAGGGACUGAUUUCAGGAUUUUAUGUGCUUUGAUCUCAUUCUUUUUUCCAUAUGAAUCCACAGACAGAAUGUCAUCCAUGCUGACUUGAAACCAGAGAACAUUCUUUUUGAAGAAGGUGAAGUGGGGUGUUUGCAACAAAUUGUCAAAAAAUUUGAUUUAACUUAAUGGACUUAAAAAGUCUUCCUUUUUAAAGAUAGUUGUAAUAUUUUGAUCUGGUUAAAUAUAAAUAACAGCUGUACAUAACAUUUUGUAAGAAAAACAGACCAACAUUUUGUACAGAUUCUGAAGAUACGCAAUACAGUGGUCAGUGAAAGACUACUUUGAUGAAUACUCAGAGUUCAUAUCAGCUACAGUUAUUUGCCUAACAAAAAACAUCAUGAAUAUACCAUCCCAUUUUUGUUUCUGUCAUCAUGAUGAUGACUGGAUGCCUUGUAUAGGGCCCCAUGUCUUAGUUGCAAACAUUUUGAUGCAUGGGAGCAGUAGGUUUGGAAUUUAUGGACUAAACCUUUUAUGGACGUAACCUUUUUUACAUUGCUGACAGCCAACCUCCAUUGAGAGAUCUGGUUGUUAAUACACUGUAAUAAAACAACUUUUUGUACACUUAACAAUUUUAGUCACAGACCUGAAGGUGAACAGUGGUGGAUAUUUACCUCACUGCUUCGCAGCUUGGUGAAUAUCCACCACUUUCACUGACACUGACAGAAGUGAAUAAAUUUGUUAGUAUAUACCACAUAGAUACCAAAAAAUUAGUUUAUUUCUUUCAAUAUACCCAAAACUGGUCAGAAAUCAAACUCUUAACAUGUGAUUUUGUCUCACAGGCUGCAUGGAGGUGAAUAGUACAUAGUAUUCACUGAAUGGAACCAGCCAAUCAGCACAUGCAAAAAGCACUAUUUACUUGUUUGGUGUGUACUAAAAUUGUAUAUUAUAUUAACACACUGUAGGUGAUGAAACCAAGAUAAAAGUUGUUGACUUUGGAAAUGCAAUUCACUGGGACCAUAGAGAGGUACAUGUAAUUUCUAUUAUUUGGUGAUUUUAGUGACUUAAUUUUAAAUGUGUGCAGCUAGAUGCAUCAGAAUUGUUGUACUGUAGACUUUAUGAACCCUUUACACCCUAACAUCAAUAUGCAUAUUCUCUACACUGCUCUCAUACAUUUGCUGAAGCACUGACAAGGAGAAUUUGUUUAAAAAUCAAGAGCUUUAUAAGUUGGUGAUCAUUUCCUUGAUUCCCGUGAUCCUAAUGUGUGAUUCAGGGGUGAUAUUGUAAGAAGAAAUUAGAAGCUGAUCAGUCUUAGGGGUUACAGGGUUAAAAGAUCCUAUUCAAAGUAUAAUGAAAGGCAAAUUCUGUACAGAGGACAAGGGCUCAUACCAGCUGUGAAAAACUGUUUACAGAGAAUUGUUUACUAUGUGUUUACCCCUUUAACAUGUAACUUCUCCCUAGAAUAUCCAUACUUUAUCCAACAAACAGUUAGUGAGAAUAAACAAACUUAUCAGGUAGAAGUUCUUAUCUUGAUCAAGUAUCAGAUUCUCAAAAGUAAUUUAUAAGAAAAUGUGGGGCAGCUAAAGGAGAGAAGCUACAGCCAUUUUGAUCACCGUGACAAGUGAAUAUAUAUUUGGCUGCUAAAAUGUUGACAUAAGUCACCAAUUAUUGGUGACAAACAGAUAAAAAAAAAAGAAAAAAGAAAAAAGAGGCAGCCAAAAAUUUUUAAAUGGUGACCAUUUUACAUUUGAAGGUUGCCAGAAGGCAACUCUUUGGAAAAAUGAGCUUGGAGCCCUGUCAGCCACCAUUAGCAAUGAAAUUUAAUAAUUAUACAAAAUAUGUAAUUUAAUUCUUACUUUCUUCUGUUUAAUUCUGUCAGGUUUCCUUGUAUUAUGAUGAGUUUGAACUACAAACUUUACUUUACAGAGCUCCUGAGGUAAAGUAAAGAUAUUGCUGUUUUCAUGAAUUUGGAGAUAAAUUUUACAUGUAGGUUACUGAUGCAUGCAACUUCAGUGUUUUCCGAAUCAAUCCAAGGAAAAUAAAAGUAGAUUAAACUAUUUUAUUUGGACUUGCAUGAAUUGAAGCACUCUCUGAAAGAUGAUCAGUGAAGUUCUGCCAUUUUGUGUUUUAUUAAACAACUGAAUGCAGCUGGCCUGUUGCAGAUGGAAAAUUCUGUUCUAUGGUGUAUCAUUUCAAGAAACAUAUCAGAAAAAAAUAUUUCAAUUCACACAAUCAUUUUUACCAUCAUCAUUUAAAUGGUCUCUGCAAAUAUUUUAUAAAUCCAGGUACACAACUUAAAUAAACAAUUGAUUUAACCCUUUAACUCCUAAGAGUGACUAACAUCCAAUUUCUCCACACAACAUCAGCCCUGAAUCAAACAUCAAGGUCAUGAGAAUAAAGGAAAUGAUCACCAACUAAAGACUCUCUCGAUUGUUAAACAAAUUCUCCUUGUCAGCAUCUUAGGAAAUGUAUAAAGAACAGUAUGGAGAAUAUGCAUACUGAUGUUAGGGUGUAAAGGGUUAAUGUAUACAAUAUAAUCUCAUGCCAAUGAGGCCCAAGUUGUUCAAAGGCCACAUAGAACUUUUAACCCUUUCACCCUUCAAGGUGAUAAAUAUCUAAAUUUUUUUUACAACAUUAGCCCUGAAUCAAACAUUAUGGUUAUGAGAAUAAAGGAAAUGAUCACCAACUAAAGAAGCUCUUGAUUGUUGAACAAAUUCUCCUUGUCAGAGCCUUAGGAAAUGUCUAGAGAGUAGUAUGGAGAAUAUGCAUACUGAUGUAAGGGAGGAAAGGGUUAAGAUACAUUAGCAAAAUAGCAAAAGACGACUUAUCCUUUGUAUGAGGGAGGAACCAUUGGAAAGAGAGCGAUGCUAAGAGGUGGUUCAAUGAGAUGCCUAGAAAAAAAGUAUCCUUUCAUUUACCUUUCCAACUAUUUCUGCCCCCAAAAAAUGAAUGGUCAAAAAAAUCCAUAAAUAAAAUAUAUUUUCAUGGGCAAAAAAAUCCCACAUAGGAAAUACUGUAAGAAUCAACACAUGUAGGCUCUUUAUUCAUUUAAACCUUUUUUUUAUUGCUUUUAGAGGACAAUCACCUGAAAUGUGUGGCUAAUGUGAUGCUAAAACUCAAUAAUUCAAGAAAUUUUUCUUUUGCACGUUUCUUAGUUGGCUUGCUGAAAUAUAAACCAGGUUAGUAUACAGAUAGCUUGUGUAACCUUUUACUUGAAACACUUUGUUUGUUAAAAUCGUUAUCCUGCAAAACAAUGCCAAACGCACUGAUACGUGAGAAAAAGGAAACAACUUUUGUUCUUUGCUUUGUAUCACUAUCUCAGGUGAAAGACUUACACCUUAUCAAGCUGCUGUGAAUCCAUUUUUGGCGCCCGAGUGUUCCUAUGAAAAUUUAUUGCCUCAACAAGGAGAUAAGAAAACAGGCUUGUUCUUGCCUUCCAUUGAACUACAUAAAUGCAAAUUAGCCCUAUGCCGUCGCCAUGAAAUGAACUUCUGAGCAAGAAAUUUACUUUUUACAUAGGAAUCACCUUUUUUACAGUUUCUAGUACUUCGUCGUUUAUAUAGUGACGACUCUGAUUUUUCCGAAAAAUCAGAAAACCUGGUUAAAAUUUCCAGAAAUAUUAACUCGGUGGAAGUUGGUUAUGAUGAAACAACGGGGAUAAAUUUUUGAUCGGCCGCUCCGAAAUGGGCUAUGAAGUGGGUGAACUUCCGAUGCGCACUACGCAAAUUUCCCAGGCAGUUCUUCCGACCGUGAUGUUGAUGUUACGUAGAUGUCUAAGAUUUUGCCUCCACUACACAACCGAACACACAAAACAACACUUGGAGGCAUGGGCGCGUCGGUCAGCCAGGCCCUUGAUACGUUUUAUUAACUCACGUGUAAAAACUCCACCGCCAUCUCGGAUAGGACGUAAAACCGUAGGUCCUGUCUCCUGCAGGGUUAGGGGCAGGAGACGUUAAUUUUCCACGCACGAGAUUACUGUGUGGUGGAUGUCCUCCCUUGGGGUGGGAUGGGUGAGAUCGUUACAUGGACUGAAGCGGCUGCCAGAGGCGCCUGAUAAAAUGCUGACGUCCUAUCUCAACCUUACAACAACUCGCAAUUCAGCACUAAUUGCUGCAAGUAGUUGUUUCGAAAUAAACUUAAACUACCUUAUUUACAGUAAUUCUAAGAACACGCCACGGCCGGACACGUAAACCCGAAAAAAACAACUAUUGGAAAAAUAGGGACCGUGUAACCCCAACCCAUGCCAUGGCGUCGCCUUUGGGGUUAUAAGGCGAAACUAAUGAAAACUAAGGCUAACAGAGUUAGUGAAAACUAAACUAAACAGAGCAAGAUUACGUGGUGAGGCCGACCGUAGAAUGACACGCAUAACUAACCGGUCACUAUUUCAAACCCCCUUACCGCGCUCUCACGCGUGCUACACCAGAACCCAGUUCAUCGUUCCGUGCCGGUAAAAUAAUCAUUUAUGUUAAUUCUUAUUUACACAAAUUACAUUAUUCUUCAUCGCUGUCGAUUGAAUCGUCCCUGAUUUUGGGUCUUUCCGAUAAAUCAGCGAUAGCUUGAGGAAAGCACUAAUCCUGCCAUGCGUGGCUUUUGUGGAGAGCCCUUUCGUAUAAUCAUCGAGUCCUUUCAAGCACUCAGCCGUAUUCUGUCACUAUUUAUGUUUAUGACUCUCGCUUCUGAGCGGCUGUUUACCGAUAGAGAAUUAUGUGGAAAGCUGAUUGUUGCGCUUAAAUAAGGUAUCUUGUUGUGGCUAUUGUUUACCAGACGCCAUGUUCAUAAGCUUAUGCACUUGUUUGUGCUACGUAAAACAACAUUCCCCACACACACCGCGAUGACUGAAACAUUUUGCGACAAGAACAAUACACAGCACUGGUAAGAGACCACUAAACUGAAUUUAACUACGCAGAAAGGUAGUUUAACAUUAACCAAACUCGGCUAUAAAAUUUAUUGUUCUUCAGUGAAUUUCUAUGGUUACUGUUAACCCAGUUUCAGUUCGAUAAAACGCCAAAAAAGCGGCCUCAUCACGAUUUUUCGGUAAAACCGGUUAACUUCAAUUGACAGAUUAGAAAUAACCCGGUUAACUCGCUAUUAAGUGUUAUCUCUUUUUUAUUUUUUUGUUCAAAAUACACAGAACUUUGAGUUUUUUCGUUUUUGUGUUAUGAACUUGUUUAUUGCCACAACACAGCGGGCAGCGCAGUGAAUGAAGCAAGACUUGUUUCAUCCGGCAUCUCCCUGGAAGGUGUAGGGUAGUUAAUUGUAAGUUUGAUUAAGGUAUUAGGAAAACCUUUAUAAAUCAAAAUAAAUUCAAAUACCUCUGUUGUGUUAUUUGUAGAUGCUGGAAGCUGCGCAGACAUUUUGUUUUUUGUUUGAGUAUAACUUCAAACCAUACGUUGACGAGGAAGUUAAAAGGCAGCAUUUUUCUGGAACUGAACUCUUAAAGAAGGGAACUACUGUAACUGCUUCUUCACCAAACCACUUUCAGAGCAAACCGGAGAAUGCAACAUCUCUGAGGACUGGAAAUCUACAUUUUUCUCAAACAGAAAAGGUGACAAUUAAUGAGGAAUCUCAUCGGGAAGACCAGUUGCCUCUAGAAAAUUUCAGUUAUGCCAUGGAAGGUCCUCUUGCCACAGGAUACCCUAAAUCAACUCACCAACAGAACGAGACGUGUGCCGUUUUUAAAAGUAAUGCAUGCACUGAUGAUAUAGAAGAAGAACGUAAACAGGUCACGGACAGGCUCACCUCUACUUUCCUGACGGCGACAAAUCUUUCUUUGGGAAAAAUUUCUGAAAAAAAAGUAAAGUGUCAUGAGAAGGAUUAUUUGUCAGCAGGAACCAAUAUUACUUGUCCUGAUAAUGCGUUCGAAAGACCUUCAGCGAGACUCGUAAAUAACAAAAGCUCCUGUUCUAAGCGCAAAAUCGAUGUCUUUAAAGGCACUUAUUUAAAAGACGGAAGCCGCCAAAAGUCUCUUGAACUUUCUUCAUCUGGGGUCAAGAACUUUAGAAGCACAAACUUACCCGAGCAUCACAACAGAUUUAAUAUUCCUGGAAAUCUAGGAUUUUAUGUGGGCAAUUCUUCCUCUGGUGGAGCGACAAAUGCUUCCGCAAGAACUCGUGUCUAUCAUAGGAAAACAAAAUCUACCAAAGCAGAG
Pocillopora meandrina is the source of this 8268-nucleotide messenger RNA. Lineage: Eukaryota; Metazoa; Cnidaria; Anthozoa; Scleractinia; Pocilloporidae. The record is from the annotation of a GenBank genome assembly.